Gracilinanus agilis (Agile Gracile Mouse Opossum) is the source of this 1479-nucleotide messenger RNA. RefSeq names its product high mobility group protein B1-like. Bases 296 to 889 code for a protein of 197 amino acids. The record is from RefSeq and is a predicted model, not a curated record. NCBI's taxonomy places the organism in Eukaryota, Metazoa, Chordata, Mammalia, Didelphimorphia, Didelphidae. Gene Ontology annotation, molecular function: DNA binding, bending. Gene Ontology annotation, biological process: regulation of transcription by RNA polymerase II. The transcript has 2 exons.
GUCACAGAAGGUUAAAGAGGAAAUUAGCAUGAUAAUCAUUAUUCAUCAUUACUUUGGCAACAGUGUGAAGACUACAUUGGAGAAGAGAUAGACUGGAAGAAGGGAGACCAGUUUAGAGGCAUUUAGGAUAGCUAUCCACAAGCUACACAUGAUUUCUAGUCAAUAAGUAAACUCUGGCUGGCUCGCGCUCUCACAGCCAUUGCAGUACAUUGAGCUCCAUAGAAACAGCACCUGGGAAUUAAGAACCGGACAGGCACUGGGCUACUCUGUGCAGAACUGAGGUAAAUAAUAAAAAAUGGGCAAAGGUGAACCUAAGAAGCCGAGAGGGAAAAUAUCUUCAUAUGCCUUCUUUAUGCACACCUUCCGAGAGGAACAAAAGAGGAAGCACCCAGGUGUUUCUGUCAACUUCUCAGAAUUUUCUAAAAAAUGCUCAGCAACAUGGAAGAUGAUCUCAGCUAAAGAGAAAGGAAGAUUUCAGGACAUGGCAAGAGCUGAUAAAGCUCGUUAUGAAAGGGAAAUGAAAAAAUACAUACCACUUAGAGAAAUAAAAAAGAAGUUUAAGGAUCCCAAUGCACCGAAGAGGCCUCCUACAGCAUUUUUCUUAUUCUGUUCUGAAUUUCGUCCAAAAAUCAGAUUGGAGAAUCCUUUUCUUUCUAUUGGAGAUAUGGCCAAAAGAUUGGGAGAAAUAUGGAAUCAUACUGCUGCAAUUGACAAACGACCUUAUCAAAAGAAGGCAGCUAAGCUGAAGGAAAAGUAUGCAAGGGAUAUUGUUGCAUACUGGGCUAGAGAAAAUAGUGAUGUGAGUUUAAGGGGAGGCUUUAUCAAAGAAAAAGAUGAAGAAGACAAGAAGGAGGAAGAGGAGGAGGAAGAUGAUGAUGACAAUGAAUAAGUUGGUUCUAGAGCAGUUCUUUUCUUGUCUAUAAAGCAUUUAACCCCCUGUACACAACUCACUCCUUCUAAAGAAAAAAAAAAUUGAAAUGGAAGGCUGUGUAAGAUUUGUUUUUAAACUAUACAGUGUCUUUUUUUGUAUAGUUAACACACUACCGAAUGUGUCUUUAGAUAGCCCUGUCCUUUAGUGGUAUUUUCAGUAGCCACUAAUCAUGCCUGGUAAAGUAUGGGAGUUGUAAAUUGGCAUGGAAAUUUAAAGCAGGUUCUUGUUGGUGCACAGCACAAAUUAGUUAUAUAUGGGGAUGUAGUUCAUUUUCAUCUUCAGCUGUCUUUGAUGCAGCACAUGAACUAAUUGUUGUUCUGUUAACUGAAUACCACCCUGUAAUUGCAAAAAAAAAAAAGAAAAAAAAAAGUUGGUUGUUUUGUUGACAUUCUGCAUACUUCUAAGUAAAUACAAUUUUUUUUUAUUAAAAAAAUAAGUAAACUCUGAACUUCCACCCCUAGCUACUAUAAUAGUUGGGAGGGUGGGAAAUGGGAAAAUGUGUUUUAGAUUCUAAAUAACAGCAACAACAAUAAUAGAUGACAGUAAUA